AUCACCUCAGAUAAGCAAACAUUAAAAAACGUUGCAGUCAUUUCUGAUGAAUUGGAACUAAGCAAACUUAACUUUGUAGCUGUCAGGCUGGCUUAAAUGGUAUCCAUUUACUUUGCGCACGUUUAUGCAAUGCAGGCAUAGUUCCUUGAAAAAAAGUUAGAUGCCUUGUGUUGCGGGACGGUUCCUGAGGGGCAUAGUUUGACCAGGUUUAGUCCAUGGACCGGCUAGUAGAUAUGCUUGCGGGGCUCCAGCCUCUGCCUCCUACUCGCUUCGUGAGUCAUGAGGGUCACAUUGAAACUGAGGACUGGCAGCGUCUCGUCGAAGUUCUUGGCACCAACAAGGAGGCUGUCGGCAUCCGGUUGCGAGGCUGUGGGCUUACUUGUUUCCAUGCAAGGCAACUUGCGGACGCUCUCGCCGGCAACACCAGCCUCGAAUGCCUUGAGUUGCCAGACAACGGCAUAGGCGAAGACGGCGUGAAGGCGCUGGUGAACAUCUUGCAGGCCAACAACAGCACCCUCAAAAGCGUCGACCUUUCAGAUAACCCAUGCUCCACGGAGGCACUACAGGUACUCCAGGAUUUGGACGCCCUGCUGAAGCGUAACCGCGUCAUAAAGAAGUUACCCAAGACGCCACAACUAUGGACGCCGCGAGAGUCGGGCGACGUGGGCAGCACGCCAGCACUCGGAGCCGCGCUUUUCUUCACGCCAGCGCAGGCGUUUCCAUCGCCAACGCAACAAGUCAACGCUGACAGCUUUUGCAACCUCACCCCGCCAGCAGGUCUCGCAAUGUAUGGCACCGCAUUCAAUGUGGAGCAGCGCCUGCAGCAUUUGGAGGAGGCGGAGGCGACUAUCCGGAGCGAGCUUGAGCACGCCCGCAGUUUCAGCUCGCAAUCCGAAAUGUGGCAAAGGAAGAUCGACAUGGCGGGGCAGCAGAUUGCGGCUAUCCUAUCCCUGGUGGACAGCCGCAACAUGACUCUGGAGACGCGGCUGCACACCAUGGAGCGGUGGCGGGCAGGCGCAGAGCAGGCGUGGGCUGACCAGUCCAAGGUGUUUGAGGGCAUGGCUGCGCAGCUGCUGGGUUUGCAGGUUCGGGUGCAGUCGCUUGAGCGGCACAUAGGUCGGCCGGACGCCAGCAAGGCGGCCAGCGAUGCCCCUGCUGCAGCGUCCGCUCCCCUCGGCAGCGCGACCAGCCCGGUAGGCGCAGAGGCUCUGCAGCAGGAGGUACAGGCGCUGGCUGAGCGGCUGCGAAAACUGGAAGGGAUCGUGGGCGACCGUAAUAGCGAAGUGGAGCAACACGGUCCAGCUGCAAAGCCAGAGGCCUCUCCAGAAACGAUGUGCACUCCCAAGCUGGCGCGGGGCACGGAACCGGGCUGCCGCAAGCCGGAGCCACCGGAACUCAGCUUCGGGCUACCCAAUCACCGCUCGCUCAGCUCUGAGCUGGGUUCGGACGGCGUCACACCGGUGCUGAAAGGCACGGCUCUGGAGGCCGGGGCUGGUCGUGACUGUGGCAGCAACAACAGUCCUGUUGCUGUCGGCGCUGAGCAGCGCCAUUCGGGUAAGGCGUCACCGCCGCCCCUACAGCCUCCACUGCGUGCUUCCGUCAGCCCUGUGCACGACAGGUGCAAGCGCUCGCCGCCAACGGUAUCAGACCAGCGCGAUCAGACAUUCGGGCGCCUCAGCAGCAACAGUGCCACGGAGCGUGACAGCCAUUCCCGGCGACGUGGGUCAAGCCCUGCACGUUCAUACGACGUUGAUGCGGGCCCAUCGGGCCAGGAUGAGCGUCCGCGCAUGGCGCCCCUGGCCGUCCCAGUGGCCGCAGCGCAGCCGCACUCUACGGGUUUCACGUUGCACCGCCAGCCAUGCCAGGAGGGUGCAAACGCAAAACACCAUUCAGGAUCCAAGCGCGCCGGGCCCGCAGCCGGCCCAAUGACAACCCCUGAAGCCCUGACCGGCAGCGCCUUUUCCUCGGGCGCCGCAGCUACGCCGUACGGUGUCGACAGCCCCCGUGGCAGCUGCAGCUCGCCCGGCACCCCUCCGGGUAGUACAUUCUCCGUAGACGCAGAGACUGUGUCCUUGUCGGUUGCGCUCGCCAACAGUGCAGCACGCCCGCGGGCACCGGGUGCUGCAACCACGACCCAUGGGUCACCCCCGACUGCUGCUCAGCGCACCCGCGAGCCAGGCGAGGGGGACGGUUGCUGGGGCUCUGACCCUCCUCGCGGGCGGCGCCAAACCCAGGAGGAGUCCAGCGAAUCAGAGUGCAGUACGCCAUGCAGGCAGCAGCGGGCGGAGGGAUGUGGCUUAGCGCAGCAGGCAACGUCCGGCCAGACAGAACGACACUCAGGCGCAGCCAUCCAUCCACUGCGGACAUCGGCGACCUCUGAUGCGGGGCAGACCCAGGCCUUUGCCGCUGCAGCGACAGCAACCCCUGAUCCCUUCUCGGCACCAUGCCUAUCCGUCCGGGAAUGGGUUGAUGCAGCACAUAAAUGCGCUACGCCGCCGGGCGUCAGUGCGCCUGCCCGGCCAUCGCUGGAUGCGUCAACGCCAACCUCCAAGUUGUCUGCGCCCUCCGGCCCCAUCUCAACUGGGGCUGCUGCAGGUGGACCCUCUCCGGCACAUGCGCAGGAGGCAAGCGGGGCCACCCGGCACGGCCGUCCCUCGCGGCCGUUUAAUAACAAUGCGCCGCAUUCGGCCACUAGCCUCACUGCCCUAGCUGCAAGCAUGGAGGGCACUGAGCGGAGGUCCUCGCAAUCUGCUAGCCGCGGCAAAGCCAGCCUUGUCCCGCCUCCGCAGCGGCCAACCGCAGCCGCCCCGUCAACGGCUUCCACUGCCAGCACUCGGCGUGUGGCGACGCGUGACAGCGAGCAAACCCAUGACCAGGGCCCCGGGAAUCUAACCAGGGCGGCUUCUCUCCGUGGUGGUGACGGUGCGGGAUCUGGGGCAGCAGGCACAAAGGCCACUGCGACUGCCCCGUCGGUCCGUUCUUCCAUUCCAUCCCUUAAACUAGGAGCUGCCAUUCCCCGUUCCAACGGCACUGUCCCGCCGGGCACCUGCGCAACGGCUCGGCCCGCUUCGACUUCCAGCGCUACACAUGACUGUCCGAUGCGGCUAUCCACGCAUCGCAUUCGCAAGUCUGACGACGUUGUCGAGCUCAACCCGGCCGCCCUGGCUGCCACCCUUGACGGUUCCUCGGCUUCGGAACCGCGUAAUGUCGUGCCCAAACUGCAGCUAGCAGGGUCCACGUCCAAGCAGCAGUCGACAGGCGCCGCACGGGCGCAGCGUGCGGCCUCUGCUCACGAGCCCCAGGACACUGCCCAGGUGCACGAUGCCGACAAGGACCAGAUGAGCAUGAGCGGCGAGGGAGAGCUCGCUGCGGCGGCUAACAGUGCGGAGGCUUUGACAACGGACUCUACUCCGUCGCAUCUUGGGAGCCGGAACUCCAAGACGACGGGUGCCGGAGCAGGAGUUGCUGCGGCACAGAAGCUGCAGGUGCAUGGCUCAGGCGGCUCCAUGACGGGCGCUUUGGUGGCCAAAGCUGCAUCGACCACGGCAAAGGGAGUUGCACGGUAUGCGGCUGGUGACGCCGCCAAGGCGUCUAAGCGGUGGAUGUGAUUAUUGUAGCUCCGGUAUGAUUGCCUUUUUCGUAGAUCUGUCAUUACGGUACCCAUGGACCUGGGAAGCCGAAGCAGGGCGGCGCGGCUGCCUUGGCAUAACUGGCCUGUUCAUUGUCGUAGGAGGUUUGGCUCUACAGUUGUGUGGCUACGGCACUCUGUAUGGGCAGCAAGUAGGUGGCGUGCAGACAGGAGCAAGCAGACAUGGUUUAUUGCGCGUUACAGGACUGUGCUUAGGUAGGCGUUGUGGCAAUGUUAGGUAGGCAUUGUAGUAGAGGAAGGGCGUCGAGUGGCUGUAUGGGGCGCCGCUGACAGCGGUGUAGUUCCAGCUUCGCAUUCUGGUGUCCUCGCUCCUGUCAUCAGUGGUACAGGCGUCCAGGUUUAGGUUUAGCCUUAUACACGCAGUCCUCCAGCGCCUUGCUUCGGGCAUACAUCCUGGUGAGACACCCUUGUACGGCCUGCAAAACGUGCCUUUGAGGUCGCUGUGAUGCUGUGGGUUACGUUGGGGUAUGCGUGGCAGUUGUUACGGAGCCUAUCGCUUGGGGUCCGGUCGUUUGUGCAGCCGGUCCACACUAACGCUGUUUCGUGGCGACUUGCCUACGUGCAUUCGGCAGCCGUUGUUGCCAUGUUGGUUUGUCACAGUGCUCGGGGGGGGGAGCGCAUGUGUUGCCUCCGACCUUCAAUGUAGCCUGGAUUGGUCCUGGCCAUUUCGCCAGACAGUGGCGUCCGGUUUCAUGUGAGUGCUAAUCUUGCAAUAACAUUAAGUUGUUCCACCGUCGACCAUUGUGCGGCCGUGGCGUCUCUCUUUAUUGAAGGAGGCUGGUUCCCGGAGCAGUUGCAUGGGACUCCUCUCCUGAAGCGUUGCUGUCGAUUGACCAGUCUCGUAGCACGGCGCGACCUGUAGUCAUACUGCUGCUCACUAGCUGACUGUAAAUACAUGGAUGACAUG
Molecule: messenger RNA, 4556 nt
Organism: Astrephomene gubernaculifera
Lineage: Eukaryota; Viridiplantae; Chlorophyta; Chlorophyceae; Chlamydomonadales; Astrephomenaceae
Source: the annotation of a GenBank genome assembly